AUGACUCCAGAGAAAUUGACAGUUAGAGCAGUGUUGGUGAGAAACAAUAAGAGUGAAGAACGUCAAACGUCAGUUCUCCGCACUACGUUUACUUGCUUAACAUCAAAGGUAAGCCUCUUGGAUUUUGUGUUUGAUGAAUUGUAUAAUGACUUGAAUAUUGCUAGGAACGUACAAAACUUCAAGAUCGAAAGAAAAUCCAAGAAGCAUAAAAGAUUCGUGGUAUUGGAAUGCUCUGACGAUUUCAAGGAAUUGAUGAGAAGCGUGAAGGUUAAAAACCACGUUAAACUCGUAAUCUAUGAAAUUGAGACAAGCCAGCAUACUCUGGAGAAUGCAGUAACAGAUGCAUUGGAUCAGGUGAAAAAACUUGUCGGUGAAUUGCAGAAGUCAGAGCUCUGGGAGAUUCUCAGAUCCUUCACCACUACUUACAACAUGCAACUUGCACCAGAUGGAGACAGCAGAUCAGAUUUACAAGAUAUCGAUUCUAAAUCUGUCGAUAAGGGUAACGACGAAAUUUUCCACCAAUCCGUUCAUAAGAGUAACAAUGACGUUGUCCACGAAUUUGUUGCAUGCGAUUCUUGCCAUCCGGCAGAUACUUUUGGUAAUAUCCAUGGAAAGAGGUACAAAUGUGUUGUUUGCGAUAAUUUUGACUUGUGUGAACAAUGUUACUCGUCAAAUGUGGCGCCUAUGGGACAUCUGAGGCUUCACCCUAUGUUGAUUAUCCCAGACUCUCGUCUCUUCAAGGACUAUUACUAUCCUCGUAUGCAAUUUCAUAAUACCUUUAGAAACCAUUGCACGGAAUCUUUAGCAAGUAAGGACGCGGAAUGCUCAGAGAUAUUGACUCAGAAGUUAGGCGCUGACAAGUCAGCUGUGUUUUCUGAUCUUGAGAAAUGUCUUGAUGACUCAAAGAGGUAUUCGGAGCUUGCUGCGCUUGUUGAUGAUUCGUCUGAUAAGUUUGAAACUUUGAAGCAAAUCGUUUCAAGUUCAGUCGAAUUCAACUCCUCCAACAUUUCAGAGAAGCCUGAUGUGAACUCCGACGGCAUCUCAAAGAAUCCAGAGGUCAGCCCACGAAGAGAGGAAGAAGCGAUUCUCUUCCGAAACGAUUCCAUCUAUGAAGUUCCUGACGGUGAGCUUAUCUUUGAAUGUUACUCUGAGGAUGGCUGCAAAGUCUGGUCUCAAGAGCAUGAUAUGCCUGAACUGGUCCACCCAGGAAGUACUUUCUCAUUAGAUUUUUUUGGUUUGAGUACUCCUUUUGGAUCAGAGAUUCGUGUGGUACAUUCUGAAUCAGGAUUUAGAAUGUCUGGCUUCUAUUCUGGAAAAGUGGUGAAUUUGUUGAUUCCUGACUCAAUAAUCUCCGAGGGACAGGAAGGACAGCGUCUUGAAGGAGGCGAGAUCGAAGUGACAGUAAUCCCUAAAGGUACUACAUUGUCUCAGAUAAUUGUUGCGAACAAGUCAGAAUCGGAAUUUGAUUGUGCCGACUUAAUUUUUGAGAUUGUGAAUUGUUUUGGGAAGGUAGUGGCCACGGUAUCAGCUCACCGGAAGCAUUCAUUGUUGCCAGGUCGGAUUGCUAAAUUCAACAUCCUCGUGAACAACACACAUUUCAAGUAUCCAUUUAAAUUGGAUGUAAAUAAUGGUGUUCUUCGGGGAUCAUGUGAACUUAGUUUGAAGUGCUUAAGUGGCACUAUCAAACUUUCGCAGAUCAAAAACGAGAAAUCGUGCAAUGAAUUAUCCCUGUCAAGAGUAUCAUUGUUUACCGGAGAGAAAAAUUCUUCUGCCUUUGAUGAAUCAAGUGAAACUGGACUUCAGGAUGUAACUGAGGACUCGGAAACUGACUUCGAUUUGAUAAGUUUGGCUGAUGUGGAGGAGAUACUUUCAGAUUUUGAAGUGUUGUCUAAUGUCAAUUCAUUAGAGGCCUGA
Sungouiella intermedia is the source of this 1914-nucleotide messenger RNA. The record is from the annotation of a GenBank genome assembly. NCBI's taxonomy places the organism in Eukaryota, Fungi, Ascomycota, Pichiomycetes, Serinales, Metschnikowiaceae.